Messenger RNA from Cloeon dipterum, 662 nucleotides. RefSeq names its product perlucin-like. The record is from RefSeq and is a predicted model, not a curated record. NCBI's taxonomy places the organism in Eukaryota, Metazoa, Arthropoda, Insecta, Ephemeroptera, Baetidae. Bases 135 to 626 code for a protein of 163 amino acids. The transcript is spliced from 5 exons. Gene Ontology annotation, biological process: biological process involved in interspecies interaction between organisms. Gene Ontology annotation, molecular function: carbohydrate binding. Gene Ontology annotation, cellular component: external side of plasma membrane.
AUUGCCUCCUUGAAUUGUUGAAAAACAAACUUCUAUUGGGUUGCAAGCCAAUAUCAUUCAGUUUUUAUCACUACAGAGCAGAUCAGUAUUUUUGGGUUCAAAAGUUUAGCGCACACAAUAAUUCAACGAGAAGCAUGAUGCGGAUAGUGAAAGCGACGUUUGGAAUUCUUCUCCUGGGCGCAAUCCACCAUACGAUUGCUGCUAAUAUUGAAACUUUGAAGCCUUUUUCUGCAAAGUUCACCCACGAGGAUGGAGUCUAUGAUAUAUCUGCUUUGCGGCUUGACUGGUUCAGCGCAAGAAACUUGUGCAGAAUCCAAGGAAAGGACUUGGUGAGCAUUGAAACGGUCAGCGAAAACAGCGCCAUCAUGAACGCAGUCAGCGCAAUGACGACCGAAUCUUUUUGGAUUUCCGGCUCUGACCUUUUCCAAGACGACGCAUUCUACUGGGACUCUACCGGAGUUGCCAUCGGUCCGUUCCAAAACUGGGGACCUGAUGAGCCUUCUGGGGAUGGAGACUGCGUCGAGCUGAACAUCGACAUGAACCACUUGUGGAACGAUUACGACUGCGACGCGGAAAAACUGUUCAUUUGCGAAUGGCACCCAUGUCCCAACGUCACAAGCUUUUGAAAAUUUGCUCUCACAAAAUAAAUAAUUUCAAAUACA